UUAAGUACGGUAACCACGAAGUAACCUGACCGUAAACAACGAUUUCGCCGGUUGACUUCCAACUUUGGUGCAGCAACUGGCUGCAAAAUUUGUGAUGUCGACUUUCAAAUUUUCCUCAUUCACAGAGAAUGCCACCGAGCCGGACCAGGACGCCAAUUCAGCGUUGACCGAACUGGACAAAGGCUUAAGGUCUGGUAAAGUAGGAGAACAGUGUGAAGCAAUUGUAAGGUUUCCUCGCCUUUUUGAAAAAUAUCCAUUUCCAAUUCUUAUAAAUUCAUCGUUUCUUAAAUUGGCAGAUGUCUUCCGAGUCGGUAAUAAUUUUUUGAGGCUGUGGGUUCUGAGGGUGUGCCAACAGAGUGAGAAACACCUUGACAAAAUACUCAACGUCGAUGAAUUCGUAAAGAGGAUUUUCAGCGUUAUCCAUUCCAACGAUCCAGUAGCGAGGGCGCUUACGUUGCAGACACUGGGCAGCAUCGCCGGUGUGAUUCCAAACAGGCAGCAGGUCCAUCACAAUAUCCGGCGAUGCCUUGAUUCUCACGAUAGCGUUGAAGUAGAAGCGGCAAUCUACGCCGCUAUGCAGUUUGCCGCCCAGUCGAAGUCAUUCGCUCUUGGCAUGUGUGACAAGAUAUCGGAUAUGAUCCAAGGAAUAGCUACACCGGCACAUCUUAAACUCCUUUUAAUACCAAUUCUUCAGUACAUGCACCAUGACACAUCUUCAGCCGCCAUGGUACGAAAAGUUUGUACGGAUCUUUUACCAAAAUACCCAGCGAAGGAUUUCGUUGUAACGACACUGAACACAUUGACAAAACUUGCUGCGGCGACUUUAGUCGACAUUCCAAAUCAGGUAGAGCUGUUACUCCACUACUUAACAAAGGACCGGCGGUGGCCGGUGAAAAAGGCUUCACUUCUGGGCCUACACCAACUCGCCAAAGUCGGCCCUCACUUAUGGCCGCAGAAAUGCGUGACCGAAACGAUUCAAGUGGCUAGAAAUUCGAAAAGUCAAGGGGUCGUCAUGCUCGCUCUUGAUAUAUUUAUCGUUCUGACACAAUCUUCCGUGAUCUGCAAAGAAUAUGUAGAAUCAGAUUCUGAAUUGAUGCAGCUUUGCCAAGCAACAUGUUUUUCUCAUAGUGAGGUGAUCCCAGCAAAGUCUGUUAAAAUAAUAACCCACAUGGUCAAAUUUUGUUAUGAGGAAGGCCAACCUAUCACGGAUGUCGAAAAGUACAUCAGCCUUGUCGAGAUGGCACUGCUCAUACUCAAGACUAACAGGAGCAAUUAUCAAUGCGCCAUAACAAUCUGCAAACUGUACCGCUCUUGGGCCGACCGUUUUAUCGACCUUGUCGCCACACAAUUGGCCUACUCUAAAGAGAGUUGUUUCAUGAUAUGCGAAGCGUUGGCAGGAAUAGGCGGCCUCGAACCUCAAGCCUUGGAAGCAUACCUUCCAGAAAUUUUAGAAAAGAUAAAAGAAGUAGUAUUAAAUUCGAAUCAAACGGAAAAAAUAAAAACAAAGUGUAUGCUAUGCACUUUAGUUUUUCAAACAGUUAGACCUUCUGAUUGGGAUUCAACUCACCAAGAAGCAAUCACAUCAAUUAUUGAAAAUACCGAUCUUUGGGCAAAUUAUAAAAUAGCACGUGCAGCUGCAAGAUACGGCCAUUUUGGAAUCUGCAGAGAUAUUAUAUUGAAACUGAAGGGUAAGGUUUCCUCAGAGCACCAUCAUUUUUGGAUUAUUGCUUUGGAACAUCUGAGCAACGGUGAGGCCGCGCUUGUCGGAAACGCCCCUCUCACAGAAAGGCUCGGACAAGCCAUAGCUCAUUACAACACUGCAAUCGCUUCACUAAGGGCUGGAAGCAUUCCUUCGCACAAUAUGUCCUUCCAGUGCGAAUAUGCUCUACUGAGAAGUGAAUUGCUGCAGUGCUUUCACCAAUUGGUCGUCGCUUGUCAUAGCCUAUGUUUCUCCCCGCCGCCUGCGAUAGCUGCGACAAUCGUAACCGCGAGCCGUGAUGAUCUGCAAUGCUCGGGCCACAUUACAAACCAGUUGAGGAAAUGUGCAAAAGAGUUUCGAUCUUGUGGCGAAGCGUUUUGGAAACUGUAUCAAUCUGCUUUCGAUGCUGACCCAAUUUCGCUCACAAAUAUUCAAAUAUUACAGCAUAUGUGCAUGGUGAUGACCUACAGCAUUGAAUCUAUCUCUACGCUAAAUUAUCAAGGAGAAGAGCCGGCUUUGGAUUUCUCUCAUCAAUACAGCAGUUUGGAGACACAAGUGAUGUUGAAUGCUUGCAAAGCUGCAAGCCUGCUUCAUAAAACAUUCGAUAAUUCUGUCAAAGCAAUAACACAUCAGCAUAUAGAGUGUCUUCUUCAGCAAGUCGAGUUGCUCAUUGCAAGCCCAUUUUGCCUACCGAGAUUCUUCUUUCAAGUUUUACAAUCGACGAGCGUUAAGUUGGCAGUCUCUCCUCAGCCGAAGGUCAGCGGGGAGUGGAUAAUAGCGACGAGUGGUACACAGCUCGCUGUAAAGGUCGAGGGCGUGAUACAGCACGCGUCUAAACCCGGGUUAUUUCGAUCUGUUGAAAAGGUCAUGGUUACGCUUAACUGCCAGGGAACUGCUCGCGUUAAUGCGAAUGAUAAGACACCAGAAAUGAACUUGAUGUUUACACAAACUGUGGUGCCACAUAGAGAUUUCUUCUCUGCGCAGUUUCUUGUCUCUCUCGGCUCUGGUAGCGUGCAAGCGACUGUGACUGUCACAGCUGCCGUAGUUGAUGAAACAGGGGCCAUAUGGCAAACAGGACCAAAGUCGACAUUAAUCUUAAAACAACACGAUGAAGCAAUUGGACGUGUACAUUGAAAAAUCAAUAAUUUGUAAAUUUUGUGUAAAUAUAUCUAUUCUUAAAAAAUUAGA
Cimex lectularius (bed bug) is the source of this 2887-nucleotide messenger RNA. RefSeq names its product integrator complex subunit 7 (gene INTS7). Bases 95 to 2833 code for a protein of 912 amino acids. Lineage: Eukaryota; Metazoa; Arthropoda; Insecta; Hemiptera; Cimicidae. The record is from RefSeq and is a predicted model, not a curated record. Gene Ontology annotation, biological process: snRNA 3'-end processing. The transcript is spliced from 17 exons. Gene Ontology annotation, cellular component: integrator complex.